UGUAUAGACGUAAAUGGUUAUAUAAAAGCUGAGCGUAAAAGUGAUCCUAAACUCUUUAUUUGAGGCCAAUAAUUGAUUCAGAUAUGAUAUAGUAUUCUUGUUUAUCAAAUAUUAUAAAUAUCGAUGUAUAUAGCCUUUGAUCAUAAAGAUAAUCACUUGACCAAACUUAUACUGAAAUAUUAAAUGCAAAGGCACUGCAAAUAUUUUUAAGGAAAAUAAAUAUUUACAACAUGAAACUAUAUCUCCUUGUUUUCUAAUCAAGCCACAAACAUGACUUGAAGAUAAAAAGUAACAAAAAUCAUAAUUUUUUAAUAUAAUUAACUAAAAAAACAAAAUUUUAGCUAGUUGUCGGCUGAAUUCUUGGAGAUUAUAAGAGUAUCAAAAUAAGGCUAUUAUUAAAAAGAAUUUGAAAUUUAUAUUAUUUAUCUCAUUCCAUUAUCUUUGGCCCACAUGUGGAGCAAAAUUAAUGGAAGAACUAUUAUAAUGAGAAGUGUGAGGUAUAUAAAGUUUCAUACAUACAAUUAACGAUUAAUUUGUUUUAAAAAUAUCGAUAUUUUUCGAUUAUAUUCUCAUGAGCUUAGUUAAUGUUACAACUUCCAGUGUUGCCAACUUAGCACUUUCGGUACUAGAUCUGGCACUAUCUUCAUAAUAUUAGCACGAGUUUUAGCACCUUGCACCGAAUCUAGCGCUAUUUAGUAUUUUUUAUUUAUUUUCUGUUUACAGAUAGAUUUUAUAGAUAAGGUCAAAGAAAAUGUAAUGCGUAGAUAUAUAAAGAUGAUUAGAAAGACAAACCAGGUUUCUUUGUUAAAAAAUAAAAUAGAAAUCUGGAUAUUUCAAGCUUACAUUAUCCCACGAACGAUCCUACAUUUAAAAAUACAUUCAGCACUUUUUGAGAUGUCAUCUAGCACUUACCUUACGUAUUUUUAGCGAUGGGUCGUUUUUUAAUUUUUUUGAUCACGUAACGCAACCGCUAUCGGAUCGGCAAUCACCGAUAUAAGACCUGUCUAUUUUUCAUAACUAGUUAUUUUCACAACGCUAUAAAGUCAAAACGAAUUUUACUCUUAUGCAAACAAGAUAAUAUUCCAUUUUGGAUUGAUUACUUGAUCACUCCGAUUGCCGAACUACGCGAAACGUACAUACAUAUUCCUAUUUCAUUCACAAUUAUACUGACAUCCUGUCGUUGUUUCAUUUACACAUGACAGAUUGCAUUGUUAGCGAUCUAUAUUAUUAAAACGCUCCACAUUAGGUGUUACAUUCUAUUGAUUAAAAGUAAAAGCUAAAGUAAAGCUAAAUUCACUCUUAAGUUAAUCACUAAUCUGAUUUACUUAAGAGUGAAUUUAGCUUUACAUCAAAGAGGUAAUGAAAAAGGAUAGUUAUUGGAUCACUGAAUCACGAGCGGUUCAGGCAAAUACUAGUUGAAUAACUGUCUAUCGCGAAUAACGUCCAUCGCUAAUCGAAUUGGCAACACUAAAAACUAACUUCAAGUGCGUCAAGUGUGCGUCAAAUAGGAACGGCUUUACGUUUUAUCGAUUGAUUCACCGGGAAUAUAAAUUACUAAAGUAUUUAGAAACUAGAAAUUCAAUAUAUAUUUUAAUAAAAAGUAAGAAAUCAACAAGUAUUGGUUACAGUGAAUGUUGAAAACUGUUGUGUGGUACUAUCAUCCCUACAAAAAAAUGAUUGUUUGAUUUUUAUUAGUUGUUUUACAAAUAAAAAAAGUGAAAAAUGUGGGACAAACUUAUUUACGUAUUUAUCAUUUUGUUAGUAGCCUACGUUUUAAAACAAUUAUUCUCAGAGACUCCUAACUUCGUGAAGUUCAAGUCUAAAUUUUUAAUUUUUUAUAUAUGGGCAUCGAUUACUGCAGUUAUUUUGUUACCAUUCUUUGUGUUCAACCCAAAAAAUGUGAAGAACUCCCUAUUUGGCUCUCAAAUUGUGAAGCAUGUUACCAAAAUUAUAGAAGUAAAAUGGCACUUAAGAAAUGGAAAAGUCUUGGCAGAAGAUCGAGGUGCUGUUGUAGUAUCAAACCAUCAGUCAUCAAUAGAUAUAUUAGGAAUGUUCAAUAUCUGGCAUGUAGCAGAUAAAAUAGCUGCCAUUGCUAGAAAAGAAAUAUUUUAUGUUUGGCCAUUUGGGUUGGCUGCAUACCUAGCAGGAGUUGUUUUUAUAGACAGAAAUAACUCUAAAGAUGCUUAUAAGCAAUUGAAAAUUACAUCGGAAGUAAUGGUGAAAAAUAAGACGAAAAUUUGGCUGUUUCCUGAGGGUACAAGGAAUAAGGACUUCACUAAACUGUUGCCAUUCAAAAAAGGAGCAUUCAAUAUAGCUGUAGCUGCUCAAGUGCCAAUCAUACCAGUGGUGUUCUCACCAUACUACUUUAUUAAUAGGAAGAAAUACAUUUUCAACAAAGGUCAUGCCAUAAUACAGUGUUUAGAGCCGAUACCCACGAAAGGUUUGAGCAUGGAAGAUGUACCAGAACUUAUAGAACGAGUACGUAACAUCAUGGAUGCCGUGUACAAAGAACUAUCAAAGGAAGUUCUCAGCGCAUUACCACCAAACUAUCCUUUGGCGACAACAGACUAAUGAAAAAGUAUGUUGAAAGAAACCUAAAAGUAUUAUAUUAAAGCAGGCUUUAUUAUUAAUACUGUAAAAUAUUUAUAUUUAAUUAAACUUGUGUGGUAAAUACAUUCUCAUGUCUGUGAUGUAUUAAUGAGAUUUAUCGAAAUUUUACCAAUAAGGUUAUGUUUAUUUUAAUAUUGAUACCCAAUGUACACAAACACUUUAAAAUUGAGGUUAGUUAUGUUUACCCAAUUUAUUAAGUAAGCAUGUUUAUUGAUCUGUAACACGUUGGGAUCGCUUGAUUUACGCUUCAAUUCGAUUCUAGAAAACACUGUGUGUAUUUGUUGCAUUAAAUGAGCGUGGUGUAACGUAAUUGAGUCUGUCGUUACGAAAUGUAACUUGUGUGUUACAUUUUCAGAAUACAAAUAAUAGCGGACUGUUUGUUGUUCAUAGCUCAAAUUGCGUCAGUUUAGAGUGAAUAGUCCAGAGUGGAAUAACAAUUAAGUAUACUACUGAAUGUUUUAUAAUUAAAUUGUUUGUACCGUGUGUCCGUUAUAAUAUACUAUAGUUAUGACAUCACGAAUAGAAUAGUAUAUUUUUUUUAUGUGAUUGAUCUAAUCAAUCUGAUUCUGACGUUUUCAUAUAGGUAGAUAUUGAAUUUUACACGAGUAUUAAAACCUUUUAUCAUAGCCAUAAAUAAGAGACAGUGAUUUUUUUUUACUAUCGUAUAUUUUUUGUUUUUUGUUGGAAGACAAAUUAUCAAUUUGAAAACAUUUUUAAUCUAAAAUAUUUACUUUAUUUUUAGUAUAAAUUUUAAGUCGGCAGUUCAGCUGUCUUUAAUCUUACGACAAGUUUUAAGAUGUAGUUUAAUAUAUAGAUAAUAAUAUAGGUACUUUAUUACCUUUGUAAUCUACACUUUUAAUCACUUUUGUUAUACCUAAUUAUUGUUAUCCAUUUUAUAAACUGCAUGAACUGGUAAAACCAUUUUGUUUUUUAUUAUUGAAAAAACAUUUUGAUAACUUGUUUGUCGUAAGGUUCUUGUGGACAAAAGUGAUUGAAUUAUACUAACAGAAAUUCCUCGAAUUAAAAUUGUGCCAUUUAUGUAAUUCGAUCCAAAGAUUACUUUAAAAAAGGGGGACCAGUAAUAUUUUCUCAUAACAGAUAUUAACAAUUUACCAUUCCGAAAUAAAUUGCAAAGAUUCUGCUAACAUUUUCAUAUUUAAAAAACAAUAACCCGGACGGAUAUUUUGCUGCUUUU
Messenger RNA from Diatraea saccharalis (sugarcane borer), 3805 nucleotides. NCBI's taxonomy places the organism in Eukaryota, Metazoa, Arthropoda, Insecta, Lepidoptera, Crambidae. The record is from the annotation of a GenBank genome assembly.